Dinoponera quadriceps is the source of this 7758-nucleotide messenger RNA. Its product is annotated as ensconsin-like. Gene Ontology annotation, cellular component: microtubule cytoskeleton. The transcript has 17 exons. The coding region runs from base 1897 to 5337 and encodes 1146 amino acids. The record is from RefSeq and is a predicted model, not a curated record. Gene Ontology annotation, biological process: microtubule cytoskeleton organization. Lineage: Eukaryota; Metazoa; Arthropoda; Insecta; Hymenoptera; Formicidae.
CCGCCGUGCACGUAGGACCGUUCGCGAGAGAGAGCUCGGUGCCAGCGAGUCACACGAGUCCCGUCGGAGUUCAGCUGUCGAAGCGGCCAUCAAGUUUCGACGGCUGAUCGCGCUGCAAGGAAAUAAAGAAGAGGGAGAGAGAGAGGCAGCUAUAUAGAUAGAUAGAUAUAUAUAUAUAUAAAUAUAUAUACAGACGUGUCUCGGAAAAAUUCCGUGCGUGCAAUUUUUCCGCUGAUUGAUUCGCGACUAGGGGAGAGAGAGUGGGUCACACGCCACUCGAUGUCACACCGGUCUGGGAGACGACCGAUCGUCGAUUGAUCAGCCGCCACCGACCCGUCGCGGGAGAUCUGUUUGUCAACUCCCACUCGGUGGAGCCUCGUCGAGGACUGCUCGAACAAUCGCGCGCGAGCGAGCGAGCGAGCGUCAUCGAGACGGCACGGGGGCGGAAUUAAUUAAUCUGGCGUGCGCUGCGUAAAUAACGGAAGGCCGCGGCGGCGACGUGGACAGUGGUAUCGAUGGUGAGAGAGAGAGAGAGCUCGCGGCGGACAAACAUUACACAGCUGACAGCCGGUAGGACGCGGGAAGGUCGGUUAAGCCGCUGCACCUGCUCCCGUACCUGUUUCGCCGGGAAUAAAUCUGAGAAUUAAAUCGGCGUGUCUCUCGAGCACGAGUCGAGAAUAUAUACACACGGCUGCCUCGAGAGUCGCUCGUGCACGCCCCCUCGUCUCUCUUUCUCUCGCGGUGUUGACCUUCGACCUCGGGACCAUCGAAGAUUUUCGAGGACGACGAGGGUCGGGGAACCGAAUCCCGAGUGAAUUGAACGAGCGGAGAGUCCGUCCGGUUAAUUCGUGCCACUUCACGCGACGUCGCGGGAGAUCCACCACGAGUGUGACUUCCCUCUCUCUUUCUUCUCGUCCCGUCGUCGGUGGUGCGACGCUACACGUCGAAAGUUGACUGACCGAGUGACUCACGGGAUUAAGAGUCAUUCUCGAGACACCGUGGUGGUGACGUCGGGUCGUCGCCGCGUCCUUCCUCGCGGGAACACUUAUCACGUCGGCAUCGUCGGGAAAAACACCGAUAUAUCUCUCGAUAUCGAGGCAUCGCCUGGUCGCGCCUUCACGGUGAUCGAGUUAAGCCGCGCGAGCGAACCGUCAAAUUCCUUCGAGCUCCGUCAACCGCUGACGCGAGUGAAUUGUAUGAGACUUUAAUCGAGGCCGAGGAAGAGAGACUGAGAGGAGAGAAAGAGAGAGAAUGAGAGAAAAGGACGACUCCCAAGAAGUGUUGCGUUGAUCUUCCCGGGCGAACCUACCGCGCUCGCCGUCCAAUCAAACGCGAAUUAACGAAACUUGAACGAUGAGUUUUCCAACAAUAAAAGAGAACGGAGAUUCUUAGGGGAGAGAGAGAGUCCUGCCAACGUUUCCGCCUCAAUUCCCGCACUUGAGCCGUGAAUCGUAAUUGGGGUAUUACUCGUAUUCGCGUCGAGUCCGAGGAUUAAUCCAACUCGGAAAAGAGUCCCGUCCCACGAUGAGAAAAGACAAGAGCGCUCAGGAAGGGCCGAAUUAGAUAUUACGGAUAACUGCCGCGAGUGGUAAUCGUCUUCCCGAUCACCCUCGAGGAUACCUCCUGCGAUUCUCCGGCGAGGAGGACGUCGAGACGAGCGAUCUCGACGCGUCGUCACCAGACGUCAGGAUUAAGUGUCCGAGGACGGGGUUCCCUGACGGGGCCAGGGGGGAUCACGUGCCUGUUACAAGGCGGUCCGCGGUGCGGAAGGGCCGCAGGUCCCCGUCGGUCAGCAGCGUGUCGGGCGUCAGGCGGUCGCGAGAGAAUGCGAAAACGCGCGGUCACGGCGCCGGCGACGACCACGGCAACGCGGUCCUGGCUGAUCCUGGUGGUAGAAUGUUGACGGCCCGAUCAGGGCCUCUCGGGCUCGGCGUACCACGAACCCUGGGGCCCGCGGAGGGGAGCGAUCACCUCUUCCUGCUGCCGGAACGUGCGCUCGUCAUGGACAGCACCCACCUGCGACAGGACCUAGCCGGUCUCGACUUCAACCUGCACCUCAACCUCCUGCACACCGCGCCCCGUGGCAACGUCUGGCUAUCUGGAGCCGCUCCUGAGGAAACUAACCAAAGGUCCAGUUCUGCACACAAUCGCCACUCUCUCACGAAGGAGCAAACGAUGCACUGGUUCGCCCAAAUCGGAGUCGACGACGACGACGCUCUCGCUUUGUCAGAUGUGAAGCGCCGGCGAAGUCUCUACGAUGAGGAUUCCCUUGACGGCGAUCGUCCUUACGAGAAUGAAGGACGCGACUCGACGGGAAGUUCGAAGGAGUUGGACAGGGCGAAGCUUGUCCGCGAGAGGCAGAACGAGGAGCGGCAGCGGAAGUUGGAGGAGCUCAGACAACAGGCGCUCGCCGCACAGCGCUUCCGGGAGCAGCGUGAGGAGGAGCGGCGAAGGCGCAUCGACGAGCUCAGAUCGCGUGACAACGACAGACGAAACCAAGUGGAGGAGAGAAAACGGCUGAUAUGCGAGGCCGAACGGGAACGACGGGAGGCAAUUCUUCGGAAGAAUCAGGAGAGGGAAGCGCGCAUCGAGGCGAAGAAGAAGAACGAAAGGUCGCACAUCGUCUUCGCGUUCGGUAGCUCUACGCCGCGGAUGUUGGAGCCCGCCGACACCGGCGGUUCUACCUUCUGGGGCACCCGCAGGGCCACCUCCACCACCAACGUCAUGAUGUUCUCCGCGGCACAGCCGCUCACCAGGAGGUCCUCCGAGAGAGAGCUGGACGGCAGCAAGAAGCGGGCCACUUCCGCCGGCGGACUCGACCGGAAGCCAGGCGAAGAUAUGAGAAUGUCCUCGUCCAUGUACGAGGUGUUCAAUUGGAAUUCUAGCCCCGAUCCCCCUUUAACUCCUGCCAAGCAUAAGAGAGCCAGCCUCUCUCUACCUCCCACAACCGACAUCUUUGCCGUCGAUGAUAAAUCCGAUAGCGAUACUCGGCGUCCCAUGAUUCAACGGGCUGCCAGUGGUGAGGAGAACGACGGCACCACGCCCAGCACACCCAGCUCGGUUUACCUGCGGGUGAACAGGAGGCGCACCGACCUCAUGCCGACGAUACCGUCCCCGCGCGACGGCCCGCCGUCGACGGCGCGCAGCUCCAGCGCCAAGGCCUUCACACGCUCGCCAGGUAGGACUUACUCCAUGUCCAGGCUGGACCAGCUGGCGCAGCCUAGGAAACGCGCGUCCGAGCAGCUCGGCACGCUGACGGAACAGCAGCAGCAGCAACAGCAGCAGCAACAGAGCCAGCCUCUGAGCGCUUCUAGCAUGAGCCGCAGCAUGUCGCACUUGGCCGCGCCCGGCGCCAAGAGUCUCAAACGUUCAGACAACUCGCGUAGCAUGGGCACGCUGCCGGGCGCGGCGCCGAUACCGAGACCCACCCGCGCCGAGCGACUACGCCGCAAGGCUCGCGAGCACCAGCAGGCUCAACAGCAACAAGGUAUCCGCAGCGGCGAAGUGACACCCAACAGCCCGUCCCGACCGCACAGCUCCAUGAGCCAGCAGAGCGCCAGCAGCGUGGGCAGCAGUAAUGUCAAUCUGCGUUCCCGUACCGCCGCGUCGCGCCGACCGCGGCCUGCUUCUAUUGCCGGUACCGGUGUCUCGGUCACAGAAAAACACAAUCUGGUGGGCGACGUGAAACUAACGAAGGAUUCAAAGCCACCACUGCCAAAGGUCCAUAGCACUCCAAAGAAACCUUCUACACCCAAAGCUACGGAGGUGAAGAAGCCGACGGAGAAGUUAAUCAAGAACGUCAAAUCGUCACCGCGAAUAACCCCGAAAGCGACGCCCCUGCAAAGUCCCGGAGCUGAACACGCACCGCUCAUUCGCGAGUCCACCGUGGAGAUCAUAAAGCAGAUUGACGAGAAGGACACGCAGGAUGUGAAGUCGGAGGAUAAGAACGAAGAGAAGAAGGACCAGGGCAGUGAGAAGAUUCAGCCACAAGAGUCAAACAUCAUCGAAUCCAUAACCGAGGACACAAAGAUGGCAGAAGAACAAUCCGUGCCUGUGUCAGCCAGCAAACAAGUCAAGGACGAGACUAAUCUGCUGCAGGAGAAUCUGUUAAGCGCAGUUACGGAGGAACCGCCGAAAGCCGUUAAGAAGGAGGAAAACAAACAAGAGAAGAAACCGACAGAGAUAUCUGAGGUCAAGCCCGAGAGCGAAGUGGACGAGCAAAUCGACAUGUCAGCCUCGAUGAUUGCGAAGAUCAGAAUCACCACCGAAGAGGAAGCCAAAGCCGCUUUGGCCGAGCGUAGAAGAUUGGCCAGAGAGCAAGCGGAACGAGAGGCGGAACUUGAGCGUCAGCGAAAGGAGGAAGAAGCGCGCUUAGAAGCCGAAAGAUUGCGCGCGGAGGAGGAGGAGCAGCGUCGUUUGGAGGAGGAGACUCUACGCUUGGCUAAUGAAGCUCGAGAGGCUGAGGAGCAGCGACUGCGACUGGCGAUCGAGGAAGCCAAACGUCGCGAAGAGGAAGACAGAAGAAGAAGAGAAGAGGAAGCUCGUCAGAAGCAAGAGAAGGAAGAAGCGGAGCGUAAAGCGAGAGAGGAGGCGGAAAGACAACGAAUCGAAAUGUCGGAGAGGCUUAAGAAAGAGGAGGAGGAGCGCAACGCUAGACGCAAACGAGUCGAGGCGAUUAUGCUUAGGACGAGAGGCAAAAAUCAAUCCAACACGCCAACCAAGGGUGAGGCUGGUGAUGGCGACAAGUUGAAGGAAGAAAGUCCUAGCGACGAGAACAAACCCGUGCCGGGCAGCAAAGGCGACGACGUUAUGACAGCCAGUUUAAUUUCCGAAGCGACCGAGCAAUUCAUUAGUGGUGAACAGCGGGCGCAUCAGGUGGAAAACGACGCUGCGCCGGACAUUGUGCACAACGGCACGCAUAGCAACGGCAUUAACGAAAGUAAAAUUGUAUUGGAUAAUAAUCAGGGUAACGUUGAAGGAGAAUUGAACGGUCAUCAUACGAAUCACGGGAACGGUAUCAACAGUCAGUCGAUUACACUGGACAAUGCCACUGUCAAGCAAAACAACGUGACCAACAACCUGUUAGACUUGUCGGAGUUCGACACUCUGAGUAAUAACAGUAGCGGCUACGAUACCGGGCCGAUACUCGAAUUGACACCCAAUCUGGCGAACGAGGAUAGCCUCAACUCCAACCUAAAUCCGACGGCGAUGCCUUUUACCCCGAUGGGCAAUACGUUCGUGCCCGCCACCGCUAACGCCAAUGUCAAUCCGUUCCAGGACAAUUUCAUCAGCAACAAGCCGCAAGAUAAUAAUCAAGUACCAGAUCUUUUGUCAUAAAGCGUCACUCGAACGUUCUCCUGAACGAGCAGAAGAGGAGCAGUUCGGUAAUCAGCAACCAAAUUGCUUGUGGCGAGCAAUAGCUAUACUCAGAACGAGACGAGUCGUUUAUGAUAAUGUAAAUAACCGCUUUCGCGCGAUGUGUGUAUCGUGUGUAGAGGAAAUAUCUAGAUGAAGUGAAGAGAGAGAAGGGCGCCGCACGUCGGACUGACUAUCCGUGGGCCCACGAUUGUGCCGAGCUCGGAGCAUUAUCACCGGGGAAAAAAGGAAGUGUAAUAUAUAAUAUAUCUAAUGUUAAUUAAUAAUAUCAUGCAACAGCAAGUGUGGACACUCAGUCCGUGUGUCGUAGUACGCUAUUAGAUAUAAAUAUAACUUUCUAAAGGACUUUCGGGAUGAGGCCUGUUUGUAACACACAUCAUUUUCGGAUACACGGGCGUAUUUUACGGUAACGAAUCGAAAUUAAAUUUCUCACAUAUUCACGUACACGAGAACACGUACAUAUAUAUAUACAAUCAUACAGAUACAUACACACGAUUUCGCUCUUGUCCCCCCUCCCCUACUAUGCAAAAACCCGCGUGUAGAGACAACUGAAAUUUCGACAGGUUAAUCGGUUAGCGAUAAUAGAAAAUAUCGAGAAUCGCGCGGAACACAGAGUAUCAAAGACGAAGAAAUAUGGCACAAGAUAUAAGAAGGAGGAUGGAUAUCAGGGUUAGAUCGAACUCUGCAGACUUAUCUGUCAAAACGACAUAGGAGGCGAGCUCUGAUGAAUUAGAGAAUCUCCCUAAGACUACAUAAGAGAUAGCGUAAAGUACUACCUAAUAGCAACUUCACGAGAAGUCGGAUUUAAGCGCGUGAUCGCGUUCAAUGUGAAAGAGAGAUAGAGAGACAUUUUGCGGCAUGGGGGAAAGUAACAGGCGGAGAAAGAGCAAACACUUUUCUUCCAUACCAGAUUUUGGGGCGUGCGCUCACUAGUCAAGCAAUCUUACUAUUUUUUUCUCCUCUUUUUUCUUCUUUUUUUUUCUUAUCGUGUAUCGUUUAGAGGGCCUACUUAACAUUGGUAUACUCUAGGUAUUCGCUAGACGUCACUAUUGUUACGUUUCUUCGUGGAUCUAACAUAAAUUCUCUAGCUGUGAUGAUGAUAAUGAUGACGAAAAUAAUGAUGAUGACGAUGGCGCUGAUUGCUUUGUGAGAUAGCCGCUGCUAUAAGUUAAUGGAGUGACGAUCCAGUAGCGUUAAUUGUAAGAAUUGUUACGCGAAGGAGAUGUUACAGAUGGUCGCGCGGUAUUAAUCGCGCUUUAUUCGACGAAGGAAGAAGCAUCACGAUCGCUCGCGACGUCACGAUCGAUAAUGUCAACGUGGACUGCGAAGCCGGAUAUCGCUGUAAUGUUUGUACGAAGUCCGAAAGGGUGCGAGCCGUAAGCGCUCCCGUCACUGUUCGCGGCGGAAAGACAUUACCAGACGUGGUAGCAUGCUUUGCAUUUUACGCUUGCCUUAUCGCAGAUCGCGCGAUAUCACCGUUAGGGUUACCGAUCAUAGGGACCGGCGACGGAUUAUUUGUAACGUGGGUGGAGAAGCAAGGACACAUUUCUGUUAUCCCGAUUGGAUUCGGGACGCAUGCUCGAGAGAAUUAAUUUUCGACACUAGGAGAAAGAGAUAGAAUUAGUGUAUAGACUUUAUGUACCGUGUUUGUUAUGCGACUUUUCUCUCGUAUAUGUUUGCGCCGCACGCGCACGCAACUUUUAACCUCCCUCCCCCCUUUCCUCCCGCUCUUUACUUUAAUCGCAUUUUACCAUAAUCAGUAAAAGCAGUAAAGGUCAUCGAGCUGCACGUGGUGCGAGCUGAGAUUUCCUCGUCAGCGUCGUUUCCGUUUGUAUUCGAGAUUUUCUCUCGUUCGCUAUUGCGUAACGCUGUAACCUUAUUUCCGAACGCGUCGAGAAAGAUUUUCCCGCUCGCGAGUGAUCAAUAUAUUUUCCCCAUUCAUGAAUGAUAUGUAUUUUUAUCGAGAAUUGUUAGCGAGCUUGUUUGUACAGACGCAUGUCGCGAGUCGCGUUGUUUACGCACCGAGAAUAUCCCGACAGGGAAGAAAAGGAAAGACGGAAAUAAAAAAGAAAAGCGUUAAGACCGAAACCGUGCAAAGUAACAGAUUUAUAUUGACACGUUUUAUCGUCCGUUUUCCCACGAGAAAUCGUCUCUGCGUUUGUCUUGUAAAAAUUUUAAUACUGUAACGAAUCGCAGUCGCCUCAUUCGUUACAAGUUAUUGUGUAUCAAACUUAUUUAUUAGUUUUUCUUUUUCGACAGAUAUAUUUAUUAAUCGUUCGGACACCGUAUAUUACCCCUGCGUCACGUGUACACUUAUACUAUUUCUAUUAGAUUUGGUUGAAACUAUUAAAACUACUCUAUAAGAAUACAUAAUAAUAAUAA